Messenger RNA from Caenorhabditis bovis, 414 nucleotides. NCBI's taxonomy places the organism in Eukaryota, Metazoa, Nematoda, Chromadorea, Rhabditida, Rhabditidae. The record is from the annotation of a GenBank genome assembly.
AUGGGGAACAAAACUGCAACGCAGACCAUCGGGCAAACACAAAUGUGUCGCGGAGCGGGGAUUUCUUCAGCUCAUUUCGAGUAUCAUCUGCAUCAAGUCAACAUGUCCGGCCGUGGAAAGGGAGGAAAAGGUCUUGGAAAAGGAGGAGCCAAGCGCCAUCGCAAAGUUCUCCGCGACAACAUCCAAGGAAUCACCAAGCCAGCUAUUCGCCGUCUUGCCCGUCGUGGUGGAGUCAAGCGUAUUUCUGGAUUGAUCUACGAAGAGACCCGUGGAGUGCUCAAGGUUUUCCUUGAGAACGUGAUCCGUGACGCCGUCACCUACUGCGAGCACGCCAAGAGAAAGACCGUCACCGCCAUGGAUGUCGUCUACGCCCUCAAGCGACAAGGCCGCACCCUCUACGGAUUCGGAGGAUAA